Messenger RNA from Sitodiplosis mosellana (orange wheat blossom midge), 2137 nucleotides. Its product is annotated as facilitated trehalose transporter Tret1-like. The record is from RefSeq and is a predicted model, not a curated record. The annotation marks the transcript as partial. NCBI's taxonomy places the organism in Eukaryota, Metazoa, Arthropoda, Insecta, Diptera, Cecidomyiidae. Gene Ontology annotation, cellular component: membrane. Gene Ontology annotation, molecular function: transmembrane transporter activity. The transcript has 5 exons. Gene Ontology annotation, biological process: transmembrane transport.
AUAACAAAUAAAUUUGGCCGAAAAAAACCAUUGUUCAUCACGGCAUUUCCAACAAUUAUUAGUUGGAUAUUAGUUUUAAUUGCACCUAACGUAUACUAUCUGUACGCAUCGAGAUUAUUGGCGGGCUUCUUCGGUGGUGGUGUCUACGUGAUCGUUCCUCUCUAUCUCUCCGAGUUAUCAAACAAUCGAAUCCGAGGUGCUUUGAUCUCUUCUUUGGUGCUAAGUGAAAGUUUCGGCAUUGUGUUAGCCUUCAUUUUUGGACAUUAUUUUGAUUUUUAUACUCUGCCCAUAUUGGUCAUUUCACUGAUGUCCUUGUUUGCUUUCCUUUUAUACUUCUUUCCUGAAACUCCAACAUUUCUCGUCAAACAGCAUCGAAUUCUCCAAGCCGAAAAGUCCAUAAGAUUUUAUCAAAAUUUAAGCGAAGGAUAUAAGGAAGAUAAGCUAGUCAAAAUGGAAAUAAAUAAACUAACGAAUAAUGAAGAAGAAAGUAAGAAAAAGACCAUCAAAUGGUCAGAUUUGACGGCAAUACCCGUGCGAAGGGCGUUCACAAUUGGAAUUGUCUUAAUUGUACUGAAUGAGCUGAGCGGUUUUUUGGCAAUGUUGAACUACACUGCAAAUAUAUUCGAAGAUGCUGGCUCAGAUUUGCAUCCAAAUGUAUCGGCCAUUGUGAUUGGAGCGAUCCAACUAUUCGGCACAGCAAUUGCAAUGAAUCUAGUUGACCGAACUGGACGAAAGAUCUUAUUUGCAGUGUCAAAUAUUGGAACAGCAUUGGGAUUCAUUGUGUUGGGUGUAUACAUGAUGUUCAAGCUGAGAGAUUAUCCCGUUGAAGAUUUCAAUUGGAUUCCAGUCAUGAGUUUUUCAUUCAUCAGCCUUAUUGCAUCGUUGGGUAUUGUCAGCUUACCGUUGCUUGUUUUCUCCGAAGUUGUGCCUGAGAAAUUAAAGGAUUUUGGUGUAGCUGCUUAUUUGACACUUUCUUAUUUGGCCGCAUCCGUGUUAAUCAAAUAUUUACCAAUUAUAAUCGAUUCAGUAGGAUUUGAUAUGAGCAUGUUCCUGUUUGCCGGACUGUGUGUUGCUUGUGAAGUGUACAUCAUUUUUUCCGUGCCGGAAACAAAAGGAAAAAGUCACGAAGAUAUUAUAGAAGCAAUGACAGCUCACUAAAUAGCUUAAUCAAUGAUAUAAUUGUUAUAAAGAACUUGAAAGAUAAAUUCAUUGCCCACUUUUUCUUGGUGAUAAUCUCUUUUUGUACGUCACAACUUCUUAUCACAAUUUAUCUGAUAAAAAAUGAUGUGAUCAUGACCUUUAACAAUUAAGUGUACUGGUAUCAAUUGGAUUAAACACUCCUGGAGCGCUUGAAUCUGUCAUAUUAUUAUCAUUGUUAAAUCAUAUUUAUUAAAUUAAAUAGUAUUAUUACUAUUGAAGAUUUAAGUAUUUACAGAUACUCGUUUCUAACUUACAUGACACAAUUUCAUUUUCAAUUGGAUUAAAUCAUCUUCUAAAAUAUGAUUCGUAAUUAGAACUGUCAAAGAUGAUAAAUCAUUGUUUCAUACAUUUUUCACCUUAAACAGUUGCUUUAUACCAAGUGCAAAUACUAGUUGAAUGCAAACUCAAAUACCAAGUCGUAAUGUCGCCACGAGUUUCCAAGUUGUUUGUACGUCAAUGAUUUGGGCAGAGUUUGAAACAAUUUAUUUGGUAUUAAUUUGGUAUGUUAGUUCAAAAUUCCUUGAAAAAUCGAACUUUUGUUCGGGAGGUACCCAAAAUAGGCUCCCAGGAGGAUUUUAUCACUCCAACCCGAUUUAUUUCAUCAAAAUAAUAGGGGCCCAGGAACAACCUAGCACCCGCUAACCUACAUUUUUCGUAUCAAAUCGGUAUAAUAAUUCAAAAUUUCUUGCAUUUUUUUGUUCUUAAUUUUGUUAAAAAUCGUGCUUUUGUAUGAGAGUUUCAAAUCACUCCUUCGCUCAUUCAUGUGGCUCUAUAGAUUCGAAGGGCUGCCAUAUAAAUACAAUGUAAAAGAAAGACGCGUUAUGAUUUUGGUCAAGAAAAAUGUGGUUAUUUUAAGUUGUAUUUUUUUCAACUCGUCACAUUUUGUUCCAAUUUUUUCAGUAUUCAGACGACAAUAAAGACAAUCAGACGUUUUAUU